Molecule: messenger RNA, 1173 nt
Organism: Enterobius vermicularis (human pinworm)
Lineage: Eukaryota; Metazoa; Nematoda; Chromadorea; Rhabditida; Oxyuridae
Source: the annotation of a GenBank genome assembly
AUGGGACUUGUUAAUUCAACAUCCUUAUGGUCAAAUCGUGGUUUUACUGGUGGCAAAUCACUGCCUGUGGUCGGUAACGGGCAGUACGAAGUUGGUUGUGCGGAUAUCAUGGUUGGAGCGAAUGACGAAGAAGAUAUAGGAGUAUUUGCUCGUAUAUUCUAUCCUACUGAUUCAUCACCAUCUGCUGGAAAUCAGACAUGGCGGCCUAGAAAAGAAUAUGUUGACGGUUUUGCGAAUUAUAAAAAAAUCUCACCUCGAAAAAUCCAUUUUUUAUUGGAUCUUUUUGUUGGUGACCGUCGCGGUUCAUCUGCAUUAUCUUUCCCGAUAGUCGUUUUCUCCCAUGGGCUGUCAUCAUGUCGUUUAAUGUCUUCUUUGUAUUGUGUUUCGGUCGCAAGCCAUGGUAUUGUUGUUGCAGCGAUCGAGCAUAGGGACCGGUCGGCAUGUUGGACGUACUCAUUAGAAAAAUAUGGUAACGGUAAUGAUUUAUAUGAAAAGUCGAUUCCUUUAAGACAACUUACUUUGCUAGACAAUGAAUUCCGGGUUAGGAACCAACAGUUACAUAAAAGAGUUGCCGAAUGCGUCAAACUAUUAAGCGUUUUAGAAGAAAUAAAUCUGGGAUUUCAUAAUAAACAAAACAGCUCUAUCCUAUAUGGCAAAGACUUUGACUGGACCCAACUCAAAGUAAGCUACCGCCGUGUUGCAGCUGUUGGGCAUUCAUUUGGCGGUUCUACAUCCACUGAAUGUCAUGUUGCAACUUUUCAGGCCGCAGUUUUGUUGGAUGGCUGGAUGUUCCCAAUCGAGAAGGAAUUAUACCCACGGAUUCAGCAACCUGUUUUAUUUCUCAACGCUGACACUUUCCAAUGGCAGGAAAACGUGAAGAGUAUGCUUCAAGUUGGAAGCGAAGAGCCGAGAAAACUUAUCUUUACCUUAAGAGGGAUAACGCAUUAUUCUUUUACCGACCUUCCCCUCGUAGUACCUGGUUUCCUUAGUAGGAAACUUAAUUUUUCCGGCGAGACCGAUGCAGUGACCUGUUUGGCAGCUGUUGUAGAAAUGUCAGUUUCCUUUCUGAGAACCAGUUUUGAAGGAGAUGAAUUUGAUUCGUCUGAGUGGGAGAUUUUUCGACGUACUGGAUUCCGUUACCUAUAUGGAGGCGAUGACCGUUCAUACGGAUAA